Messenger RNA from Danio rerio (zebrafish), 4121 nucleotides. NCBI's taxonomy places the organism in Eukaryota, Metazoa, Chordata, Actinopteri, Cypriniformes, Danionidae. The record is from RefSeq and is a predicted model, not a curated record.
UUAGACGUGUUAAUGUACGUAACAUCUCCAUGCUGUCACUGCUAAAGCAGGCGGAAGAGACUCGUCCACUCAUAAUCUUUCACUCUCUUCACACGCGCCUGUGCUCUUGAGGCAAUUAAAUGGAUUUUGGAUUUACUCGGUUUUUAGGGCAAUUAUGCGUGUUGUAAAUAGGAAAGCAGUGGUGGUUUUGCUGGUGCUUUUGCCACUUACAGCUAUGUACUUUUACUACUGGAAUUUAAACAGCAUUACAACCAUCAAUGUGCUCCAAGGACCUGACUCUUUAAAAAUGAUUUUAGAGAAAAGGUCACAAAGUUUGCAACACACAAAUGACCACAUCCCUUACCAAAUCAAAGACGACGUCUUCAACAGAAGUCUUGCCUUAAACGGGUGUGUCUGUGAAGGCAACAAACCAGGCAUCACGUUCCCAUUUUCUAAACUGUUGUUCCCUGAAAUAUCGGCUACUAGGCUAGAAGCAAUGUUUGACGAUUCAGACCUGCAAAAAGCAAAGCAAUACAGAAGUAAAGAGUACCAGCGUUAUCGUAAAAGGGCAUAUACAGCUGCAGAUUCCCUCAUCUUAUCUGAAGCCAACAGCCCUCUUCAGUACCCUACGCAGGGUGUGGAAGUCAGACCUACAAGGUCCAUUCUAAUUCCAGGUUUAAGUCUGAACCAAAAAUCAGAAAAGGGCCCUUAUUUGGUAGAUCUGAUUGCUACUAUGGGAAUAUUCAGCACAGCAGCAGUGGUCGAUGGAGUACAAGUGGAAGGGGAAGGAGAGAUGCAGAUUCAUUUUAUGAGCAGAUCACUUGCUUCACUAAACAGACAACUCGAGUUUGUUACCUAUACAAACACACGGUUCCAUCCCAACACAGCAGACGUAGUCCAGUUUAAAUCAGGUGCAUUCCAGGCGUCCUUUACCGUCAAGAUUAGACAUCCACCAAUGCCCAAAUUCUAUAAUCCAGCACCAACGCAAGAAUACAAUGUAAACACUUUGGUCACCAUUGCCACCAAAACAUUUCUACGCUAUGAUAAACUUCAGGAUUUGAUCAACAGCAUUCGACAGUUUUACCCCACUACAACUAUAGUAAUAGCUGAUGACACAAAGGAGCCUAAGCCUGUAACUGGACCCCACAUCGAACAUUAUAUCAUGCCCUUUGGAAAGGGCUGGUUUGCUGGUCGUAACUUGGCAAUCUCCCAAGUAACUACCAAAUACGUGCUUUGGGUGGAUGAUGACUUUAUUUUCACCUCAAACACCAAACUGGAAAAAAUGGUGGAUCUUUUGGAGAAAACCACUUUGGACCUGGUGGGAGGGGCAGUCAGAGAAGUGACAGGAUACACUGCCACCUAUCGACACAUGCUCUCCACAGACGCUGGUGAUGAAGAGGGAGACUGCCUACACAUUAGGACAGGAUUCCACCAUGUCAUUGAAGGAUUUCCCAAUUGUGUGGUUACAGAUGCAGUCAUUAAUUUCUUUAUGGCUCGCACAGAAAAGAUACAACAAGUGGGCUUCGACCCGAGGCUGGCUCGGGUUGGUCAUUUAGGAUUUUUUAUUGACGGACUGGGCUCCCUCCACGUGGGCUCCUGUAAUGAUGUUAUUAUUAAUCAUGCAUCAAAGAUCAAGGCAAUGCUGCCAUGGGGACAGUCUGAUAUUGACAAAGCCUAUUCUAAGUUCCGCUAUCAUUCCACUAAAGAGACAUCUAUGAACGAAUAUGAUCUUUAUUACCUCAAAAAUCAUUUUCAAUGUGUCACUAGUGACUAAAUAUGGACUGUUAAAACUUAGGAAAGCACUUUCAGGGUCACUCCCAACAAAUAGCCGACGAACAUUUAUAAACCAUAACAGGAAAAUGAGCAAAUGACCACACACACAUGCAUUUUUUUUGGUUGUCCACAGAUGGCACAGCACAUUUAACAUCUACUGCAUAUUUAAAACAAUUUUAAUGUUGUUUUUGUAUUUAAUUUGAAUAUCAGCAUUUGUGAGAUCUGCUCAGGUUAUUUGUGUAAAUGUGACUUUUUUUUUUUUUUUUUGUCUUUUUGUUAAUGAGGAAUGCACAUGUAUGGUAUCAUGUCAAGGUUUGUAGAGGUAACACAGAUUUUAUUUUGACCCUUGGAAAAUGAAGAAAUGGCACAGCAUGGCAUAUUGUUUCUAGUGUUAUUAAACGUUUUAUUUAAUACUUUUUGUGUUCAAGUAUUGAAAAAGGUAUUAUUGAAUAAUUCUAGAAGUUAGAUGUACGUCUACACAUUUUUCUAUUUAUUAUAUCAUAUAGAUGAACUGUUCAUAGAUCACAUUAUAUUUUACACUUUUAUAGUGUUGCUCAGUUAAAUUAUUGUCAAUUAAAUGGACAUAUGUACAUGUACAGUAUGUACAGCAUGAUUGUAAAUGUCAGAAUAUAUAUUCAUUCAUUUUCUUUUCGGCUUAGUCCCUUUAUAAAUCAGGGAUCGCCACAGCGGAAUGAACUGCCAACUUAUCCAGCAUAUGUUUUACACAGCGGAUGCCCUUCCAGCUGCAACUUAACCCUGGAAAACAGCCAUACACUCCCAUUCAUCCACAUACUACGGACAAGUUAGUUUCUUCAAUUCACUUACAGUAUAGCGCAUGUCUUUGGACUUGUGGGGGAAACUGGAACACCACGAGGAAACCCACAUGAACACAGAAAGAACAUGCAAACUCCACACAAAAAUUCCAAGGCUCAAACCAGUGACAUUGUUGCAAGACAACAGUGCUACCCACAUCGCCACCGUGCCACUCGGAAUGUAUAUAAUUACAUAUCAAUUUUGAAUUUUCUUUACUGGGAUUCUGUCAUGUUUUGUCUUCUUUUUUUAUUGCAAGCUUGAGCUUGCUAGCCUCUGUCAUUGUAUUCUUCUAAAAGUUUAUGUAUAGCUAUAUUUUUUCCAAAAGUUGUUCUAUCUUGUCCGUCAUUGGAUCAGUUUUUUAAAAGAGUCAUCUUAUCCUGUGGUGACCUUUUUUCCAUUUUGUAACACAGUGGCUGAUUAUUUAUUAACAAAAAUUUUAUUUGCUAGCUACAAUUUAAAGGCCACUGCACUUAACGUCUGUUAGACAAUAAAACACACCUUCAAUAUUUAGUUAACUUACUAGGGGAAAAGCAGACUGUAUUCUUUUAGCGGCACAAUACAUCAAGGCCUUACACAAAAAGGGAGAGGAGACCAAUAAAAAGUUUAAUUGAAUAGAGGGAGAAAGAGAAACUGACACACUUUAUUAAAAAAUCUAAAACCAAAGCUUACAUUACACCUCACACAAAUUAAUUAUAAUCAAAAAUAAAACGAAAUAAUUAAUAUUGAGCUAAUAACAACAAAUAAUUUCACCUAAAAAAGUUAAUCAUUUAUCACCAAUUAAAUAUUAUUUUCCCAUCCUCACAAAGUGACAAUAAAGCCGCAUUAGCACACCAUUUGAACUCGAACUCAAGUAAAUUAUUUGUCAUUAUGAAGAAUCUUCCACUCUUAUUCUGGAUUCCACUAAGGCUGAGAGAGAGAGCAUUUCGGAUUAGCUUAAUUUUGUUUUUUGUUCAUUUCAUUUUCAAGCCACAAGAUGGCGGCAGCUUAUCAAGACUUAGUAGACUACAUUAUAAGGUUUGAUUUUCAUUCAUAUCGAUAUUUCUCAGUGUUGUCUAUGGUCACAAAAAAGGCUAUAGUUAUGUACAGAAUCUCUUGAUUUCUAAAAUGUUUUCCACAUGUGUUUCUAACAUUUCUAUUUUAAUGUUUCUGUUAUAUCUUAAUAAACCUCAGGAUGAUCAUGCUAUAAUUGAUCGAUAUCAUGUUAACUGUUUUGUUCAAUAUGUACAACCCAUCAUAAAUGUAUUUGAACAAAGCCUAUAUAAUAAAUGUUUGCUUCAUGGCUUGGUUCAAAAAGCAGUAUUAGUUUAGCAUCAAUCACACCAUAUGCUAUACUAUUGGAUAAGUCUUUUGUAAAGCAUCAAUACUGUGGCUAUAAUAAGAGAUGCCAAGAGUGCCAGCUGGGCAGUCCUGUGAACUAGUAAUACGGGCUGCUUUCCAUCCAGCCAAUUAGUGUAAUAUUUCUUGAGCUUUAAAGAGAAAGCUGGUGUCCUCCUGAGAAUUGUCUUUGAAAUACCCCAGGAAAAAAAAGCAGACAUCAAACAUUAAACAGAUCAAAU